This is a messenger RNA of Adineta steineri, 312 nucleotides long. The record is from the annotation of a GenBank genome assembly. NCBI's taxonomy places the organism in Eukaryota, Metazoa, Rotifera, Eurotatoria, Adinetida, Adinetidae.
AUGCUACCUACUAAUGCUAAAAUAUCUCGAACAUCUAUUUCUUCAUGGUAUGAAAAUUAUGAACGUAUUUUAUCUAAUAUUGCUUGGACUACGACAUCGUCUGCAAAGCUUACUCCAUUUAUUUCCAUUAAUGAUCGUAUUUCUCUUAAAUCUAUUAUUACAACAUCAUUAGUCAAUCGAAUUACUCCUGAAUUACAAGAUAUAUUAAUUCGUAGUUCCAAGCAAAUCCAACAACUGAAAUCUACAAAUAUAUCCAUCGAAGAAUUUACUAUAGAUUCAGAUGAUGGUAAUAUUUAUAACAUACAAGUAUAA